AAAAAAUCUACGUAACUCUCCCAUUAAGUAGAACUCUCUCUAGAAACUGAUAUUGGGAAUAAAAAUCAAAUACAAAGAAUUAAAACAACGUGGUGUGUUACAGUCAGGUGGUCAUUUCCUUGUACCUAGGCACAUUAAAUUGCUGCUUGGGUGUUUUUUAAUCAUCCUUACUUCUUUAGAUCUGCCCCUCCUUUUUCUUCUUAUUUCCUCAUCAGCUGUGGACCUUCCCUCAGCGAUGUCUAAACUUGUCAAAUCCUGCUGACUCUUCAUCCUGCUCAGCCUUAUUUCAGUUAUUGGAAGUGGAACUGCAAGUGCGACUUUUUCAACAUUUGAAGCAGUCUCUUUGACUCCAGCCAUGCUCUCCUCCUCAGCUCCUCUCUACCUGAGCCUCCUCCUCUUCCUCUCCCAACACUCUCCUGUUCUGUCCUGUCGGACUGGGACCUCGAGCGAGUGUGACUCGGCUCCCUUUGUACCAAGUCACAACCUGGUGGGGGAGGGCUUUGAUGUGGUCAAAUGGCAGAGAAAAGGAGCCUACGUGGUUGAUGUGAAAACUUACAAGACCCCAGAUGGCAACUGCACACUCUGCUCCAACCCUCUUCAAGGCUACAAGCUGCAGAAACUGCCAGUUUCUGCAGUGGACUGGCGUCCAUUCAGCCGAUGUCAUGCUGUUUUCAGCAGCAGUGCACACACUUCUACUAGCUCACUGGUUGAGAAAUGCACCUCCGAGGAAAGUGAUGACUGGAAGAAUGGCCUAAAUUUAGGUAAAAUUGCCUCUUUGGUGGUGGGAGGAACUCGCUCCAGAGCGUAUAACUUUGCAUCACAGAAGACCAGAGAGGACCGCUACACCUUCAGCACACACGGUGUCUCCUGCGAGCAUUAUCGUUACCGUGUUUCUACCAAGCCACCCAUCAGCUCUGAGUUCAGGAAGGAUUUGGCCAGACUGCCAAGUGUUUACGACGACUCCACCAGGGCUGAGUACCGUCUGCUCAUACAAACAUACGGCACUCACUACAUCCGCCAGGUCUACCUCGGGGGGCGACUCAGGCGAGUGACGGCUUCACGGACCUGCUUGUCUUCACUGAACGGACUCUCCACAAGUGAUGUUCACUCCUGUUUGUCGUUGGGUGUCUCUGUCGGCCUCGGAAAGUUGAAACUAUCCGAUGUCCGAGGGUCUUGCCACAAGGUCAUACAGAACAACGAUGUCGCCACCAGCUACAGUUCUGGUCUUCACCAGCACUACACAGAGGUGUCUGGAGGUGAUGGUUGGGUGGGGGAGUUUGCACUCACCCGUGAUGACUCCGGACGCUACAUGACUUGGCUGAACUCCCUCAAGGAUCACCCAGAUGUUGUUUCAUACUCCCUUCGGCCACUGUAUGAGCUGCUAGACAAUGAGACACAGAGAGCAGGAAUGAAAGCUGACAUAGAGAAGUACUUAGAGGACAAUGCUGAGGAUAAACAUUCAUUGGCCUUAUACAGCAUUCUUGCCAAACACUGUCCUCCAAAGACCUGGAGGGGAUCACUGGCGGUGACCAUCAUCCAAGCCUGGGAUCUGUACGGAGAUUAUGCUGGUCCUACCGACAGCUUUGUUAAGAUGUGGUUCGGUUCCAUCUAUCACAGGACUCAUAUGAUCGAGUCAAACGACCCCCAGUGGAACGCUUAUUUUGAUCUGGGCAAGGUGGACACUCACACAACUUUGUAUUUUGAGCUUUGGGAUGAGGACCUACAGUAUGAUGACCUGCUGAUAAGUUGUAGUACGAGGGUGGUCCAAGGGACGCACAGUUUCACCUGCUCGGCCAACGGAGGAGGCUUCAAGUUCAAGUACACUCUGACCUGUGACUCUCAUCUGACUGGAGACCACUGCCACCGUUAUAAACCGUCUCCAAAGUAGUAAACACCGCUCGUUGAUCUUUAAUCAGAUCUGUUGAUCUGCUCCUGUGAAAGGGCGCACAACGCUGAUGAGCUUAUGCAUUUAUUUCCCUGCCAUCGAGGUGUAUUAAUGAUUGGUUAAGAUGUAACAUUCUCUUUGAUUUACCAAAUUUUUCAAAGGUUUAGUCAGUUUUCAUUCAAUCAUUAAUCAAUGAUGUUCACAUAUCUUUUUGUUUUUUAACAGAUGAUUCUGAAAAGUAUUUUUGAAAUGGUAAACUGUAAAAGCUCCCAGGAACCAGCUGUCAAAUAAUCUUUGACCUUCUCAGGCAAAUAUAAACUUGUGUUUCGUGUCCGUUACAGAUUUUCAACAUCCUGUCUUUUUUUUCUUUUUUUUAAUUGAUUCUAUUAGUUGUACAGUGGCUCGGUGGUUAGCACCAUCACCUCACAGCUAGAACUUCCCUGGUACGUCCCCUGGCACGUUUCUGUGUGGAGUUUGCAUGUUCUCCCCGUACAUACGUUGGUUUUCUCUUGUUUCCUCCCUCAAUCCAAAAACAUGCUGAGGAUAUUUGUGUUUUGCGAGUGUGAUUGUUUGUCUCUAAGUGUAUUCCUGUGAUAGACCGGUGUCCUGUCCAGGUGUCCCCUGCCUUCAUCCUCAGUCAUCUGGGAUAGACUCCAGCCCCUAUGACCCUAAUCUAAUGAGGGUUAAGCGGUGUAUAGAUAAUGGAUACUUUAUAUUGUUUAGGAUAAUGUUUUGUGUAUUAAAAACUCUUCAUGUACAUGAACAGACAAACUUCAGAAAACAGGAGUGUAUGAUUUUUGCUCUGGCCUACAUCUUCUUUGACCUAUAUUUGUUUAUAUUUUUUUGUUUUCUUUAAAUUAAGUCUGCCAAGUUCCGUGUUUCCUACUGGAUGUACUGACAACUAGGACUAGUUUUCAGUAAACUAAAAACACGUGUGUCACGUUUGUUUGCUGGCACAAAUUGCUGCAGUUGAGCACAGAGAGCUUUUCAGGAGCCAAAAUGCCUUUGCUGCUGCAGUAGUUGAUCAAACUGAAAAGCGGCCAAACCUCAACAAUAAACCUUUGCUCAA
Messenger RNA from Acanthochromis polyacanthus (spiny chromis), 2954 nucleotides. Its product is annotated as perforin-1-like. Bases 356 to 1888 code for a protein of 510 amino acids. Lineage: Eukaryota; Metazoa; Chordata; Actinopteri; Pomacentridae. The transcript is spliced from 10 exons. The record is from RefSeq and is a predicted model, not a curated record.